UUGGGAAGAAGAGCUCUGUACUGUACUGAACCGUACGGUGUGCUUCACUUCAAGGGGCGACCUGAGAUUUAAUUUUCCUAAGAACAUAUUCAAUUUGAUCGAUAUACAUGGAAGGUGGCUUUCUUGUAGUUCUUCUUGCGGCGUUCGUCGCCGUGGCUGCGGCGCAGACGACGACGACUACGCACGUUGUGGGUGACCGGAUUGGGUGGAUCAUCCCACCGGGCGGCGACGCCGCCUACCGGACUUGGGCCGCCACUAGAACCUUCCGGGUUGGCGACGUGCUCGUGUUCAAUUUCACAACGAACAUUCACGACGUGGCCGAGGUGAAUAGGGCAUCGUUCGACUCGUGCAGCGGGGCCAACCCGAUCUCUAUGACGACCACCGGGCCGGCCCGAAUCAAUCUAACGACUGCCGGCGAGCAUCAUUAUAUUUGCACUUUCUCUCAGCACUGUGCCCUUGGCCAAAAAUUAUCCAUAAAUGUUUUGGCCGCCACAUCUGCCACCCCGGCCCCACAACCCGCCACUCCUCCGCCAGCCGUUGCACCGCAGCCACCCACCAUGGCGGCACCAGCCCCGGCACCUAGAUCAGCUAGGACUCACACCGUUGGUGAUGGCCUUGGCUGGAUCGUGCCGCCGGGUGGUGCAGCUGCGUACCAAACAUGGGCUAGGAAUAUUAACUUCGGUGUCGGGGAUACUUUAGUGUUCAACUUUGGUAAUGGAAGACACGACGUCCUAGAAGUAACACGCGCCGAAUUCGAUUCAUGCACUGUCUCAACGACCACCACCCGGCCCAUAACUUCCGCCCCGGCCAGGGUUCCUAUAACCACCUCCGGCGACCACUAUUACAUAUGCACAUUUCCUCAGCACUGUUCAUUGGGCCAAAAGCUAGCUAUCAAUGUCGGCUCUGGCACUGCUUCAUCGCCAAACUCCGGUGGGCCCUCAACGCCCUCGCCGGAAACCGCCCCUCCUCCACCAACCAGCUCCGCCCCAUUGCCAGAGGCGGCGGCUUCUUUAACCAUGGCUCUGUUCUGCAUUGCCUUGGUUUUCUUGCAUAAUUAGAGAGUUAUGAAUAUCUUUUAUAUUUUUUUUCCAAAAUAUGAUUGAUAUUUAUUUGUGUAAUUCAUAUAUAUAUACAUUUUGUAUACUUUUUGGUUAUAUUUAAUAAAGCUGAUUUUGGAAUUUAGCUACAAAUACA
Molecule: messenger RNA, 1194 nt
Organism: Andrographis paniculata
Lineage: Eukaryota; Viridiplantae; Streptophyta; Magnoliopsida; Lamiales; Acanthaceae
Product: blue copper protein-like
Exons: 3
Coding region: 108-1058 (316 amino acids)
Cellular component (GO): plasma membrane
Molecular function (GO): electron transfer activity
Source: RefSeq, a predicted model, not a curated record